AUGUCGACUUCGCCACCAACCACCACAACUUUUAGGCCCUCAGCAUCCCCUCCCUGCUGGACACUGUUCCUCUUCCACUUGACAAUACCAUCGAUUCCAGACGCAUGGCGGUCCUUUCUCAGCUCUCAAGAAUACUCAAGUCCGAUGAUCUUUGUCGUUCUGCUGACAUUUCAUCGUUCAAUCAAAGCAAUAUGCCGUCUGGUCACGUCCCUCCUUCGCUUCCGAUCUUCAACUCAUCAUGCUCAAAGGUCUAGCGAGCUUAGUCGUGCUCUGAACCAUGGACUGAAUACUAAAAUAAGCAAUGCUCGCGUGCGGAAAAUGUAUCGAGACGACGAAGAUUCAUGCGAAGAGACAAGAGCUCUCUUGGCAUCAACUUCGGCUCAAACUGACCGACAAGGUCUUGAAAACGACGAAGGAUUUAUGAGCAACUUGGUCGUUUGGAGAGUUUCUUGGAUCAUCAAUCACUCAAAACAACUCCAGACCACUAAGUUGGCCAUAACUAGCGAAGGUUCAGACCCCAACGAGCUGUGUGAAGCUAUCGUAGCUAUCAAACACAUUAAUCCAAUCCUUUCCCCGAUUUUAGUCGAGUGUCUCCAAAGAAUCCAAGUUGCAUCAAGGACUCGAAAGGUGAUCGAGGAACGAUCUACGAUCGCUUAUGAGCCCGAGCUGCAUCAACACAAGUUCAAGGAAUUACUCAAGCUAUUUAAACCUAGCCAAGACUACGAUACCAUGCCACGAAAGGGAUGGCAGGAAAUAGGUUUUCAAGGUGCUGAUCCAUCAACCGACCUUCGAGGUGCUGGAAUCCUCGGUUUAGAUGCUUUGUUAGCGUUUGGAAGGUACUACGGAUCUACUGGGCAAGAAAUUGUGACCGAAGCAAUCGAUGGCGGCUCUUCAUGGUACCCAUGGGCACUUGCAUCGAUCAACAUAACCUGGUGGUGCAUAUCACUUGUCAAGGCCAAGAAACUCGAAUACUUUCUGCUUUCCCCAUCUGGAGCAUUAUCUACAAAUCCCGAUAGGAGAAAAGAGGAAGAGAUGCUCAUGAAAGAUAUCCCGAAGGAGUUGUACGGCUUUCUACUCCUUCAGUUGAAACUGACCCACCUGUUUCACCGGUUUUGGCUGAACCUCCAGCCUCGACCUAGCGUGAUGGACUUCGAAACUAAGUUCAAAGUCUUCAAGCGGCUCACUCAACAGGGCUUAGUUAAAGGCUUCAUCGGCGGUGUGGGCGUUGGCUGGAUUCUUGACUCGAGUGAUCCCGAUUUCGCAUAUCACCAAUUAUUGGUGAAUUUCUGA
Puccinia triticina is the source of this 1290-nucleotide messenger RNA. RefSeq lists its product as uncharacterized. Gene Ontology annotation, molecular function: GTPase activator activity. NCBI's taxonomy places the organism in Eukaryota, Fungi, Basidiomycota, Pucciniomycetes, Pucciniales, Pucciniaceae. The record is from RefSeq and is a predicted model, not a curated record. The transcript is spliced from 7 exons. The coding region runs from base 1 to 1290 and encodes 429 amino acids.